CACACCCUCAAACCCACCAUGGCUACCGUUCAGACCAUCAACGUUACCCUCCCCUCCCUGCCUGCGGGCUGGAGUGCCGAGAAGGACUUCAAGGCCGUUGGCUCUGUGUCCGCCGCCACCCAGAGAAACCUGGAGCCUGUUGGCCCUCACUUCCUGGCCCACGCUCGCAGAAAGCGUCACCAGCGCACCUUCUCCGAGGAUGAGAGAAUCCAGGCCCAGCAGAAUGUCAAGAGCACCGAAGACGAUGAGGAUGAUGAUAUCUCCGAGGAUGAGGACCCCAUGCUCCUCGCCAGAGAGGCCAAGGACUGGAAGGGACAAGAUCACUACCAGGUUCUCGGUCUGUCCAAGCACCGCUGGCGCGCCACCCCCGAGCAGAUCAAGCGCGCCCACCGCAAGAAGGUCCUCCGUCACCACCCCGAUAAGAAGGCCGCCCUGGGUGACCGCGAUGAGAACGACAACUUCUUCAAGUGCAUCCAGAAGGCUACUGAGGUGCUCUCGGACCCCGUCAAGCGUCGCCAGUUCGAUUCCGUAGACGAGGCCGCUGAGGUCGAGCCCCCGACCAAGAAGGAAGCCGCCAAGGGCAACUUCUUCAAGCUCUGGCGCCCCGUCUUCAAGGCCGAGGGUCGUUUCUCCAAGAUCCAGCCCGUGCCCCAGUUGGGUGACGAGAACAGCACCCAGGAGGAGGUCGAGAAUUUCUACAACUUCUGGUACGAUUUCGACAGCUGGCGUACCUUCGAGUACCUGGACGAGGAUGUGCCGGAUGACAACGAGAACCGUGACCAGAAGCGUCACAUGGAGAAGAAGAACGCCAACGCUCGCCGCAAGCGCAAGACCGAGGACACUGCUCGCCUGCGCCACCUCGUGGACGACUGUGCCGCCGGUGACGAGAGAAUCAAGAAGUUCCGCAAGGCUGCUCGUGCCGACAAGGACAAGAAGCGUCUCGAGAAGGAGGCUGAGAUCAAGCGCCUUGCUGAGGAGAAGGAGAAGGCCCGUCUGGCUGAGGAGCAGGCCAAGAAGGACGCCGAGGAGGCUGCCAAGGCCGAGCGCGAGAAGAACAAGAAGGCCAAGGAAGCUGCUAAGAACGCCACCAAGAAGAACAAGCGUGUUCUCAAGGGUUCCGUCAAGGAUGUCAACUACUUCGGUGAGGGUGGCGAGCCCUCCGCCGCUCAGGUUGACUCCGUCUUGGGCGAUGUCGACCUUGUCAUCAGCAAGAUCGACGCCGAGGAGCUUGCUGGCCUGGCUGAGCGUCUUACUGCUGCCGGUAAGGACAGUGCUGCCGUCAAGACCGUGUACGUCGAGGAGGUCAAGAGACUGGUUGGUGCUGGCAAGGUGAAGGAGGGCGAGGCCAAGUUCUUUGCUUAGAGGCAGCGACGGGUAUAGACGUAUAUGAUGCAUCCCGAUUUAUUUGCUACACGGGUGUGCGGUAUAUAGAUCGAUAGAGUUGGCUACAAUAAUGAGAGCGACGACAUUUAUGGAGUUCAAC
Aspergillus sclerotioniger CBS 115572 is the source of this 1483-nucleotide messenger RNA. RefSeq names its product putative ribosome associated DnaJ chaperone Zuotin. The transcript is spliced from 3 exons. The record is from RefSeq and is a predicted model, not a curated record. Lineage: Eukaryota; Fungi; Ascomycota; Eurotiomycetes; Eurotiales; Aspergillaceae. Gene Ontology annotation, biological process: 'de novo' cotranslational protein folding; regulation of translational fidelity. The coding region runs from base 19 to 1362 and encodes 447 amino acids. Gene Ontology annotation, cellular component: cytosol. Gene Ontology annotation, molecular function: Hsp70 protein binding; ribosome binding.